This is a messenger RNA of Blumeria graminis f. sp. triticale, 315 nucleotides long. The record is from the annotation of a GenBank genome assembly. NCBI's taxonomy places the organism in Eukaryota, Fungi, Ascomycota, Leotiomycetes, Helotiales, Erysiphaceae.
AUGGCUCCCACCCAGGAAUCAGCAGCAUUCUUGGCUAAAAAACCAACAGUCCCCCCAAAUUUUGAUGGUGUCGACCGUAAUGAUACGAAGAGAUUGAAGCAAGCGCAGGAUGCCAUUAUUCGCGAACAGUGGGUACGAAGCAUGAUGGCCAGGCUAGUACGCGAAGAGCUCGGAAGAUGUUAUUAUCGUGAAGGCGUCAAUCACCUAGAAAAAUGCGGUGCUUUACGAGAACGAUACUUUGAACUCUUAAAAGACGCAAAAAUCAAGGGGUACCUAUUCAACCAACGAAACUACAUCAGUAAAGAAAACAAUUAG